AUGGAGGUCCAAUAUCUCUUUCUUUUACUAUGUGUAUUUUGGAACGGUUGCGAUGCUAUAAUGUGGAGUUUAGCACCAAACACACAAAAGUGUUUAAAAGAGGAACUACACGCUAAUGUGCUUGUAGCUGGUGAAUAUGAGGUUACCGAAGCUGCUGGACAACGAAUUGAUUACAUUGUCCGUGACUCAAAAGGUCAUAUACUUGCACAAAAAGAUGGCAUCACCAAAGGAAAAUUCACUUUUGUAACAGAAACAUAUGAUACAUUUGAAGUUUGUUUCAUAUCAAAAGUGCCUCAAGAACGUCGCGGUGUUGCCCAAGAAGUGUCAUUGGACAUCAAAGUUGGUAUUGAAGCAAAGAACUAUGAAGGCAAUCCUUGGAUUGGAGAAGCGGCGAAAUUAAAACCGAUGGAACUCGAGUUGAAGAGAUUAGAAGAUUUAUCAGAAGCUAUUGUACAGGACUUCACUCUUAUGAGGAAGAGGGAGGAGGAAAUGAGAGAUACUAAUGAGUCAACAAACAAUCGUGUGCUAUUUUUCAGUAUAUUUUCAAUGGUCUGCCUCUUGGGUUUGGCCACAUGGCAAGUAUUGUAUCUACGUAGGUACUUCAAAGCCAAAAAACUUAUUGAAUAA
Danaus chrysippus (African queen) is the source of this 627-nucleotide messenger RNA. The record is from the annotation of a GenBank genome assembly. Lineage: Eukaryota; Metazoa; Arthropoda; Insecta; Lepidoptera; Nymphalidae.